Molecule: messenger RNA, 6023 nt
Organism: Chiloscyllium plagiosum (whitespotted bambooshark)
Lineage: Eukaryota; Metazoa; Chordata; Chondrichthyes; Orectolobiformes; Hemiscylliidae
Gene: hoxb9a
Product: homeobox B9a
Biological process (GO): anterior/posterior pattern specification; regulation of transcription by RNA polymerase II; proximal/distal pattern formation
Cellular component (GO): nucleus
Molecular function (GO): DNA-binding transcription factor activity, RNA polymerase II-specific; RNA polymerase II cis-regulatory region sequence-specific DNA binding
Source: RefSeq, a predicted model, not a curated record
CAUCUGAAUAUAACUCAUAGGCUUUUAAACUGGAGGCAUCCAAUUGUAGAAAGACAUUAGACAAGCUUCCAAUGAGAUUAUUGCCAGUUGACGAGGAAGCAUUAGUGCUGCCCUAAUGGAUUUUUAUUUUGUUCGUUUACAUAUCGAAGUAUCAAUUGAGUGACUUUCCAUAGAUAUUCUUCAAUUCGUUCUAUUUUGUUGUCAGCUUGGAACCUGCGAAUUAAGUAUCAGCUACUGUUUAAAAUACAUGCAGGAAAACAUAUAACGGCGUCAUUUAGCCUCCCGAGUGACUUUUGGAAUAUAAUCUCAGCUCAGGAAAAAUGGAAACUAUGUACUGUAUUUACCUUUUAACAGCAAUUAGGUGUCGGAGCAAAUUCCACCAUAAACUUCAGCUGAUUGCCAUUUAUUCACCAUCUUUAGUAUAACACUUGUUGUGACGGUACUUUGUUUUCUUGUCUAUCUGCGUUUUUCCACUGGAUUAUGAAUUGAACCAAACGUGAGAGUGCAACAAACAAACUUACUAAUGUUGAAGUUAUAACUGCGUUGAAAUGACUGAAGCUUAAUUGGAUUGCGCAGCGUGCUGAGACAAGAGCAAAAUGGAUUGCUUUCUUAAGCUUUAGGCUUAAGUUAAACCUCUUUUUAGAAUCUAAAUGUCGGUUGCCGCCAAAUGGCCUGCAGCUACCACGAACGAUGGAUCUUUUCCUAUCCAUAAUGCAACUUGCUGUGUUUGGAGACACUGGCCAAUUUUGCUUGGCGCAGAUCGGAUUUUUUGUAAACUUCAGGAGGUAUAUUAUAUAAGCUCGAAAUUUACAAGGAAGACCGACGAUUUCCCCAAUAAAAGCAUUUAAACAUAUUAUUAAAACCCUCGUUAAAGCACAGAUCCGAGAAAUAUCAUAAAUGAUCGUUUAUCGUGUGAUAUAUUACUGUUGAAACGCAGUUCCCAGUCGUUGGCGAAGGUGCCUUUUGCGUCUGUUUUCCUGUAUUGACACAAUUGAAAACUGCCCAUUCACUCAAUAAUACUGAAAACUCCUUAGUUGCGAAAAAACGUGAGUGCAUACUUUAAUUGAUAGUGAUUUUUAAUGCUAUUAAGCAAAUUGUUUCUACUGCUUUUUGUGCAUUUAAGAUAAGUUUUAGAUGCAAAGGGGGAAACACUGCAUAUCCCAGCUUUAACUUCCAACUGGGAAGGACAACGACAGUGCUAGUGUCAAGUUGUCAAUUCAAAGUACUCAACCAAAAGAUAGGGAGUGUGUUUGAUGUAUAUUUUAGGAUUUGAACAGCAAUAUACUCGCAGAGCGACUGCUUCAGCUUGAGAAAAAUCACACAAGUAAAAUCGUAUAACUCGGUUUAUUUUGAGUAAACAGAUAAGUCAAUUUAUUUCGCGCAAUAAAUAACGAAUUAUUUGUAUUGUUCACACACAUAAAGCGGUUUAGAAGAUAUACAUUGUGGCAUUGUGGAAGUCUAUUUUCUUUUAUUGCAUACAAAUGUCCACCAUGUAAUUUUAGGGAAUCUAAAUUAAAGGUCAAAACUUGCAUAUUUAGCUCUGGUAACAACAAUCGCUAAUAUAUUCCCUUUUAUUCAUGACUGAAACAUCCAUUUGAUACCAAUGUUCAGACGGCCUCUCCAAGUCUAGCUGUCCUUUUAAAGGGAUGCCUUCCUCUGAAACAAUUGUCCUUUUUGAUUAUUUAGACUAGACAUUAUUCAUUGAUGUUAAAUGGAGACGUUCCUUUCAGCAUCCUACCGGUUUAAGAACUUGUUUUAAAAUGCGCUGCCUUGAAGUGUAGAAGAGCGUUAAAUUAAUUUCUCCCAAGUAUUUCAUCUAAACUUUCGAAUUCAUCAUGGCGGCAAAAUAUAUAUUAUCAACAAAGUGCAGGCGAGUGGAUGAGGGGAUUAUUUUUAAUCAAAUGCAUUGCCACAAAGAGCAAAAAGAAUCAAAAUGCAAAAUAAUUUUGUGAAUCUUGUGAGAUAUUUAUGGCAUGAUGCUAACAACCAAUUUUAGUACAUCGGUGAAACGUUUCAUUGAUCUUAUCUAUUACUUGCAUAUUCUCAAAAAUAUUCGCGUCACCGUAUCUUAUAACUUAGCAAAGUGCUUGCAUGUAUUUACUUUUUACUAUGGAGGAUUCUUUUGGUAUUCAGGAUAUAGUGGGUCUCCAAUAAUAUCAUUAACGAACAUUCAGAUGUUCAUCUCAGCCGUUAGUUCGCCUUAUUUCUCAGUACUCAUUACUACUAUCUCAAUGGAAGCUACACUUGUAAAUGAGCAGCCUUGCCGAUAUCACCUGCCUACCAGCAUAAACGUUCAAAGUUAAAACUCAAAUAUUCGACGAAUUAUUUCCGAGUCUAAAUAAUUUAUUUUUCAUUUUUAAUUAUUUUUUUCCUGAUCUGAGCAAUAUAUUUUGAGUCGUGAAUUUUAUAAUAUAAACCAUUGACAAAAUUAGAAUUUAAAAUUUUAUAUAAAUUGUCCCCCCACUGUAAUUUCCUUCAUUGCCUUCGCCAUCGUUCGUCCUUCACUAAUACUCAAAUCUCUUCCAACGUAAUUCUUUGCAUCAGCGGAAUCAAAUAAAAUCAAUGCUUCUAAUCGACCUCUAAAUUAGUGUGUUAAAUGCAAAGUAAUGUUAGUUUUCACUAAUAAGUUACAUUUCUUUUAAAGUGAUUUGUAAUUUAAAAGCCGAAUAGUUUUCUACCCAUGUAAAUCUUUCAUUGCCCACCGAAUUUUACUGGAAUGUACGCAUUUCACUGGUCGAACGUGGUUUUAGAACUUUCAUUCACAAUUUCCCCUAGCUUCAUGAUACAAAAUCUUUCUUCGCUCUUUUUCUCAUGGGAAGAGUAUCUCCCAGAACUAACAGAAAAGAUAACAAGAGAAAACGUAGCUUACAUUUAAAAUUAAGCUGUAACAAUGUAUUUGAAUGCACAAUAAUUAUUCACUUGUUCACCAUAGUUCAAUAUUGUUUUGAGGGUUGGCUUUCCGUUUUCCUUUGUUCCAAAGUCGACUUGAGAGCAAUUUGAAGUCACACAGCACAAAAAAAUGCAGAAUAAUACGUAACAGUGGCUUUCAUAUAACUGUGAGCUUUAAAACAUCACAAUGGGAACAAAAAAUACUUUGUUAGCUGGAAAUGCAGGUACCGGAACGAGAAACUAUUUCAAAUCCAAUUUGUUCUAAUUCUCCUCAACUGCAGACUUGGGGCUGAAUUAAAAUUUGAAGGGAAAUUAACGGUUCGUCUUCUCACGUUUCCGUGCAUUUUCACUGCAAUCUCUGCUCUAUAAGGUCUAAAGUUGUCACCCAUCAUACGCACACAUAUUUCCUUCAAUUGCACCAGAACCUCGGGCUAAUAUUGCUAACUCCAAUCUGUACGAUCCAAACCGCCAAACUCAACAGUACACAUCAACCGCAAAUAUCGCAAUAAUUAUCUGCUGCGUUAAUUGCAUUUAACAUUUGAUAUGUUGCAGGUUUAAGAUAUUAACAGCAAUAAGAAAGCUAGCGAUGAUGAGAACUGGUGUGAGAAUUUGUCACACGACGUAAGAUUAAUUAGGAAACAAAAUAGUUCCUUCAAAAUAUGUCCAUUAAAGUUAACCAGGUUUUAUAUUGUGAGGAAUAGUUGCACCAUACGAAUCUAUCUGUGGUGCUGUUCAUUGUUCAAUCCCCUUUUUACCUCUAAAAGUAUUUAAUAUUGGGGGAGGGGGCGAUGCUAAUUGUUUAACCCCCAUUGCGGAUUGAUUUACGUUUUAUUGUCGCUUUGUCGGCCUCAUGAAAACUUUAACCAAUCGUUUCGCAGAUAGCCCACAACAUAUUAGCUAACUCUACUUUGUUAGUUGAGAAGUUGAGAGAACAAUUUCUAGUCUUACAUAUAAUUUCUCAAUGAAUCGGAGUGUAUGAUGUUUGACAAUGUCGAUCUCUGGUGCAAUUGGCAACUACUUUGUCGAUUCACUUAUAAGUCAUGAAAGCGAGGGAUCGCCUGCAACAAAGUUUGUUUCUGGGCAAUAUUUAGUCUCCAGACAGCCGCGAGUCCCCGAACAUCCCGAAUUUCCUGCUUGUAAUUUUCAGCCGAAAUCUCCCGUGUUCGGCACCUCUUGGGCCCCCGUGUACGGCCAGCCUUCUGCGAAUGUUUCCACUUUGUACCAUCCGUAUGUCCAGUCUCACCCCAUUCAGCCUGAUAGCAGGUACAUGCGGUCCUGGUUAGACCCGACCCCCAGGACUGUGUCCGGACCCGGAAUGCCUUCCAGCGGUCACGAUUCAUUGAAAGCAGAAACACCGGCGACUCAUGGCGGCGAAACCCUACCAGCAGCGCUUCAAAAAUUACAUGGUGAAUAUUUGGAGAGCGAAACCAUUUGCUCCGGGAAAGCGCCGUGCUACGAAGACAGCAUGUGUGAAGAGAAAGGAGACAAAGAGACAUCAGAACAAAGCAAUCCUUCUGCAAAUUGGUUGCAUGCCCGCUCUACAAGGAAGAAAAGAUGUCCUUACAGCAAAUAUCAAACCCUGGAGCUGGAAAAGGAAUUUCUGUUCAACAUGUACCUCACCAGGGACCGGAGGCACGAAGUAGCCCGUCUUCUGAACCUGACUGAAAGACAAGUCAAAAUCUGGUUUCAAAACAGGAGGAUGAAGAUGAAAAGACUCAGUAAGGAGCAUGUAAAAGAGUUCGAGUGACGAGCUAUUGAGAUUUAACUUUAGCGCGUAGCCGGUUUUUGCUGUCUCUGCAAUUUAUCCUUUAAGGACUGUAGUUCUGAGAAAGCCAACAUGCAUCCACAGCAAAGAAUGAUCAGAAAGUAAGGUUUAAACAUCCAGCAAUUCGGCUAUUUAUUUCGAACAUUUUAGUGCAUUCAUUCAGGGAAUAGAGUCACGUGUAAAGAAUUUUAUUGCAGGAUAUUAAGAAAUACAACUUCCUCCCAUUCUCAUCCACUCUAACAGCCAGAGAGAGCAGAGUGCUUUUAUUCUCGCCACCUUUUCUCUCUUUAUGACUUAAAAAAAAACUUCGUGUUAUUUAUAAAUUGCUACAAUUUCUGUCAAUGCUUUGGUGUUGGCCUUUCACGCGGGACCAGGAUGGACCGCGCUCCAAAGCAACGCUUUACAAAAAGGAUCCUUGUUCAGCUGCGAUUAAAUUUUUGGGACUUUGUUGGCGGCAAUGAGUUAACAUGACAUGUUUGCAACAGUUUACAUGCAAAAAGUCGAAGGUUUAUAAUCCAUUUUGAAGACAUCACAUCGCGGUUGAAUUAAGUGCUGUUUCCAUGAUUCCUGUAUUUCUUUGAUUUGAGCAUUUGCUUGUUUCAGUGGAAUUGUGACUACUGUUUAAACCAAGCGAUAGUUUAGUUUCCCAUUCUGAUUUCUGUAUCCCUUAGUCUGCGUGUUUGAGUGAAUGUGGAUCUGGCAUUUUCUUUCAAUGUCUGAUGCUCCUACGGUUUAAUUUGGUAGCGAUCACCUUUGCUAAGUGUUUGUCCAACUAUUGGUAACUGUUACCACGUGAAUAGUUUUUGAAAAUGUUCUAAUAUUUCAGCAAGAAUGUCCAACUGUCGAAGCGAAAAUUUAAUGAUCUGCCGUAUAGAACCUCGUGACAUUUUAGAAAUAAAACAAUGUAGGAAUAUCUGACGAAUUAUGAUUACAGACUAGAUUGCACAAAAGGAGGUUGGCAACAAGGAUCAGCUCAAAAGAAUACAUUUUAGGAAUAAUAACACUUCUGAUGACAACCUGUCCAAUGUGAAACUGGUAUUUAUAUCCGCGGAUUUUGUAGGUUUGUCCCGAUUUUACAUUUAAGCUAAAUGAACUAACCGUUUUACAUUUUUAACAAUCCAAAUUCCUGCUGACCUUCAGGUUUAGUUAUUUCAUUCCGGAGCUCUCCGACGUCAGCGGCGCAGGCUUGCACUAUUCUAAUGUGAUUUAUUAACGUUAAUUAUAAAUUAAACCCGCUGAAUGGAAUCAAAUAUUUUGAAUCCACCGUUCUAUGUACACCUAACAUGAUUAUUAGAUGUAAAUAUACGAAUGUAUUAAAAAAAGCUGCAAAAUAAAAUGCUGCUGAAAGUUUGGAAACGCAAUUUCCCCC